GGCAGUUUCGGGGGCGGGAUCAGAAAGCGUAUCCGAGGGGCGAGAGGCUCGGGCGGAAGUUGUCCCCGCGGUGGCGGCGGAGAAUAAGGCCUUCGUACGGCAACGGGGACGCUCCGGUAGGCUGGAGCUACGGGCACGGAGCCGUCUUGAGACCGCUCUUUGAUGGCCAUGGCAUAAGGAACAUUAUCCUGGGAACGAAGCUUUGCUCUUGGCACUAAACAAGAUUGGUGAUGAAAUGGAGCCUGGAACGAACUCUUUUCAAGUAGAGUUUCCAGAUUUUUCCAGCACCAUUCUGCAGAAACUAAACCAGCAGCGCCAGCAAGGACAGUUAUGUGACGUCUCCAUUGUUGUCCAAGGCCACAUUUUCCAGGCACACAAAGCCGUUCUUGCUGCCAGUUCACCCUACUUUUGUGACCAAGUACUCCUGAAAAACAGUAGGAGAAUUGUUUUGCCUGAUGUGAUGAACCCAAGAGUGUUUGAGAACAUUCUUUUAUUUAGCUACACAGGACGCCUUGUCAUGCCUGCUCCAGAAAUUGUUAGUUACUUAACAGCAGCCAGCUUCCUCCAGAUGUGGCAUGUGGUGGACAAGUGUACCGAGGUUCUGGAGGGAAACCCCACUGUCCUGUGUCAGAAGCUAAACCAUGGCAGUGACCACCAGUCUCCCAGUAGCAGUAACUACAACGGCCUGGUGGAGAGCUUUGAGCUGGGCUCUGGGGGCCACACAGAUUUCCCCAAAGCCCAGGAACUGAGGGAUGGCGAGAAUGAAGAGGAGAGCACCAAAGAUGAGCUGUCAUCUCAGGUCACCGAGCACGAGUAUUUGCCCAGUAACUCAUCCACGGAGCAUGACCGGCUGAGCACUGAGAUGGCCAGCCAGGACGGGGAGGAGGGGACCAAUGACAGCGCCGAGUUCCACUACACCCGGCCUCUGUAUAGCAAGCCCAGCAUCAUGGCUCAUAGGCGCUGGAUCCAUGUGAAGCCUGAGCGCCUGGAACAGGCGUGGGAUGGCAUGGAUGUGCACGCUGCCUACGAUGAACACCAGGUCACCGAGUCUGUCAAUACCAUGCAGACGGAUCAUGGGGCCCAGCCUUCGGGAGCGGAGGAGGAGUUCCAAAUUGUGGAGAAGAAAGUGGAAGUAGAGUUUGACGAGCAAGCAGAGGGCAGCAGCUAUGACGAGCAGGUGGACUUCUAUGGCUCCUCCAUGGAAGAGUUCUCUGGAGAAAAGUUGGGUGGGAAUCUCAUUGGACACAAACAGGAGGCUGCCCUUGCCUCAGGCUACAGUGAGAGUAUUGAAAUGGCGAUGGGAAUAAAGGAAGAGGCGUCUCACUUAGGAUUCUCAGCCACCGACAAGCUGUAUCCCUGUCAGUGUGGGAAGAGUUUCACGCACAAAAGUCAGCGAGACCGACACAUGAGCAUGCACCUUGGGCUUCGCCCAUACGGCUGUAGUGUCUGCGGUAAGAAAUUCAAAAUGAAGCACCAUCUUGUGGGCCACAUGAAAAUUCAUACAGGCAUAAAGCCUUAUGAGUGUAAUAUCUGUGCAAAGAGAUUUAUGUGGAGGGACAGUUUCCACAGGCAUGUGACUUCUUGUACCAAGUCCUAUGAAGCUGCAAAGGCUGAGCAGAAUACAACUGAGGCUAACUAAAAAUAGGGUCUGGCCCUUGAGUGGCAUGCACAAAAAUAAACUAUGGUAAUUAAUGCAAAUCUGGGCACAGAUGAUGCGUGCCACUUGCUAUUAUGAGAGAGGCUUAAAAAAAAAAGGAAGAUAUUUCUGAAAGACCAGCUCUAAGUAGGCCAAUUAAAAGAUUUAAUUUCUCAAAUCUGUAUGUUCUCAUCCUGGCCUAGAAUGGAUGAUGGGGAUAAGUUCACCCAGUGCCCAGCUGGCAAGACAGCGCUUCCAGCCAGCAGUGGUUAAGGCAGGCACUGGGUGAUAGAAUCUAACCCACCAGUCCUGCCCAGGUGUCAGUGGCUGACUGUCACCAUUGUCCCGAGGUCUUGUUGCAUUUUGUUCUCUCCUGGUAGCUGCAGGGCUUCUGGGCUUUGCUUUGGUAGCUGCAUCACUGGAUGCUGCGCCCCUCAAGGCUACAGCAAGGACUCCUGAGCUGAGCUGUGAGCAGAGCUCUUUUUUGUCUACUUUCAUCCGUUCGUUCUAAAGGUUCUAGCUAAAGCCACGGCAUUGUUAGACGGAACUUCUGAGUCCAAAGCAGGAGAUGCUUUCACCGUGCUGCAGACUCUGGAUAAGGCACAAUUUUUUGUUUAAUUGUAAUUGGUUAAGUCUGUGGGUGCCAGAGAUAGGUGUUUCUAGUUGGUGUGUUGUCCUAAGCUUCCCUCAUUUAAUGGCAGGAGACAACCAGUUUGCAGUGACACGUGACAGUGCUGGCUAGCAGUGACCUGUGGCUCCCCUGCCUUAGAUCAUGGUGCUUCCCAACAAAGGCAGCCAGGGAUCACACACAGCUCAUGAGGCUGAGCCAGAAUGCAUGGCUGAGAGUUCCCCGUGAGCAAGACGUUCCCAUAUUCAGCGAGUAAGAGGCAGCAACUUAUAAACAGAAAGCUUGAGAAAGGAAUCUUAAAAACACUGGUGUGAGGAGUGCUGUUUGAGAGUUGCGCUCACAGUAUUGUCAGUUCUUUGUGAGAGCUGGGGCGUGGCUUCAGAAGGGAGAGGAGCCCUACACUAAGCAACAUUAUCUACAGAUCCGUGUUCCCUGCUCGCAGAGAAAGCUGUCUUUACAAGUCCCAGUAGUUUAUGCACACGCUCGCGCGUGCACACACAUGUACACACACACACACACACCACCAUUAUCACCUCCUCACUCCCAAAGGACAAGGCUGCCCUUGAGGUCUGUUCUGCAUGGUCAGAUGUUUUAGGUUGGAAGGAAAACUUGUGUUGAGAAAGCUUUUAAGAAUGUGACAGGCCUGAGGCUCUUGCCGGGUAGGGGUCUAGUGUGCUUUCCUUUACUGGAAUAAUACACUCUGACCAAAGCAGCUUAGGAGGAAAAGGUUUGUCAGCUCACACUACGAUCAUUGAGGAAACUCAUGGCAGGAACUUGAAUAUUGACAGUCCAGACAGUUGGCCAGACAUGCCCACAGGCCACUCCCUCAAUUGAGACUCCCUCUGACUCUAGGCUGUGUCAGAACUAGCUAGACAGUAGGGCAGGGUUUUGCUCCUGAAUCAUCUGUUUUAUUCUUAAAGUUUGGCUUUCUCUAACAUGACAGACAUUUCUGGCAAAAGCCUCUGAUCUUAAGGCUCUGACACGAAGGAUGUACCUUUGACCCUUUCCUGGAAAGAGGAAAGAAAAUAUGGACUCGCCAGUAAAUGUUUGUGAUCAAGAUUACAAAACAGGUAUCUAGUUAUAAACACUGUAUCAGUCUUGGCAUACAAAAGCACUUUGUAUUAAAACUUUAUUAUAAGUAUAGAUGUAGGGUUGUUUUUUUUUUAAAACCUAGAAACUAGGUAUUACCUCCUAGUGGUUUGCUACAUUCAGAUGGUCUCGCAGUGUCUGCCAGUCAGCAGCCCCCUUGUUCCUGAGAAGUGAGUAGAGAUGUACAGUCACACUCAUGCGCCUCCCACUCGUCACACGACAGGCCAGUGGGUUUAGGGGUGACUCUGGGCUGGGUGAGGGCGAAGUGGUUUUGGCUUCUUAAUAUUUCUACACUGAGGCACUUAAGCCGUUCUGUUGUCAGAAGCAACCCUCAUGUUCACGCCUUCUGCCUGUUGAACAGAUCCCCUUGCAGUCUAUUCAUACAAGAGCUGAGACCCUUGCAGGGAAGAGUUUGGGGGUAAAAGAAACACCAUAGGGACACCUGGUCCUCAGGCUGUACUGAGUCAGUACAUUGUCAUGCUGCUGGCAAAGCUUGUGUCCGGUUGGAAUGUGGCAGACCCUGUGAGGAGGGGGCAUGUCCGUGGUCCAGAAGGUGAAGAUGAAGCUUCUGACCUGCCUUUCCCAUUAGAGAGCCUUUCUGGCAGCCUGCCCUGUUACAGUACUAGUCUCUCCCUCUCCACUGCCUUAGGAAAUCCUCACCCUUCCAAAAGAGCUUGACUAGUGGUGGGCAGCACUGUCCAGUGUUUCAGGGAUUCCAACAGUGGCCCUCCAGCAAGUGUAUGUCUCCACUCUGAUCCUUGGCUGGGUUUCUCCAGUCCUCAUACAAAGGGCUUCAAGGCCCUGCUGGUCGCAUUUCAUAAUCUGCAGGCACCAUGCCUUCAGUCCUGGAGACACAUGUCACAGGAGCUCCUCUUGUGUUGUGGUUUGCCCUUGUGCUCUCCUGAGCCCUGGCCCAUGACCUGGGAUUUCUGUUCUCACCCCCUCCGCCCACAUUCUUCGAGCCUGCCCUAAAGGCUGCCCUCCAUUGCAGGACAGGUUUCCUGAACUCCUCUGACCCUGGGCAGGCUUUUAGCUGUUGGGAAAGCCGCUUGCUACAGUGGGUGGCAUACCCUGAGAAGUUGAAGAACAUUCUUGGAAAGGUGUAUGGGGGCCGAGUCCCCAGGCCGGGGUGGAGCUUUGCCUCACCCACAGAUGUGGUUGCUCCCUAAAUUCUCAGAUACUUUGGGAAUGCUGAGGACCUCGGGCCAGGCUACCCUUGGGUUCCUGGGAUCUAGACUGCUUUGACUGGUAAACUAACUUUAUCCAGUGAAUCCUGGGUUGCUUUGGGUUUUGUUUUCUUUUUUUUCUCUCUCUUUACAUCGCUAUUUACAUAUUUAAAGGUACUAGUUUGCACACCUACUGAUAGUGCCCCGUGGGAAGAUGCUGGAACACCGUUUGCAAAUGUGAUUUUUUUUUCUUUUCUUUUUAAAUGUUGCUUGAAGCCUGUGUCACGUCAGUUGCUGCUGCCUCCUUUCUUUUUAUGAGGUUCCCGAUGUUUCUUCCAGAAAAUUAUUUUAUUUAUGCAAGUCAGGUACCGCUUAGGCCACAGACCCAUGGGAUGAUAAGCAGGUUGUCAUUAGGUGCAUAUCAUGGAUACUUGUGAACCACCUGUGUUUUAGAAGUUAAAUAGUUCUUUCUAGAAUUGCUGUCUUCAGUGUACAGCGUGGUUUUAAUUGAAUGUUACUGUUUAAUAUUUUCUUCUUAUAGAAGAGACCAUGUCCUUUUGUAUGACAAGUUUUAAUAAAUGUUACCUGUUCAUUUUG
Molecule: messenger RNA, 5116 nt
Organism: Arvicanthis niloticus (Nile rat)
Lineage: Eukaryota; Metazoa; Chordata; Mammalia; Rodentia; Muridae
Gene: Zbtb43
Product: zinc finger and BTB domain containing 43
Biological process (GO): regulation of transcription by RNA polymerase II
Molecular function (GO): RNA polymerase II cis-regulatory region sequence-specific DNA binding; DNA-binding transcription factor activity, RNA polymerase II-specific; protein binding
Source: RefSeq, a predicted model, not a curated record